Molecule: messenger RNA, 1071 nt
Organism: Cladophialophora yegresii CBS 114405
Lineage: Eukaryota; Fungi; Ascomycota; Eurotiomycetes; Chaetothyriales; Herpotrichiellaceae
Exons: 1
Coding region: 1-1071 (356 amino acids)
Source: RefSeq, a predicted model, not a curated record
AUGGAUUCAUCUCCGUCACCUGCAACGCCGGCGUAUAACUUUUUGGACCACACUCUCGCGCAGUAUGACCCGCUCCUCCGCCAAGACCCUCUGGCUGGAGGCUAUCUGCCGUCUCCCACCACCAUCACUCCAUUCCUUGAGCAACAAUUGUUGAUCGGCCCCAACAUGGCUGAUCAGUUCUCGGGGAAAUUGAUGCAUCCCAUCACUCCUAACCCAUAUCCCAUUGCGCCCGUGCCGUUGCAUCCUACACUCCAGAACCUCUCCACGUCAUCGCAACCCCCCAAUGCGUCUGUCCCACCCCCAGUCACCUCGGCCCCUGCCAACGCGCAACCUCGGACCUCCCCAACAACAAGCUCAGCUCCCACCACUGGCAAGAAGAACAAAUACCCUUGCCCCUAUGCGCAAUCACAUCACUGUCAAGCCACCUUUACUACGUCGGGGCACGCCGCGCGUCAUGGGAAAAAACACACCGGCGAGAAGGGUGUUCAUUGUCCGAUCUGCAACAAGGCAUUUACAAGGAAAGACAACAUGAAGCAGCACGAGCGCACACACAAGGGCCAGUCUACGUCAAGUAGCAACAGCGAAGACUCGACUCGUAAAAGCAAGGCGGCUAUCACUAAAGACGCGCAAAAGGCGAAGCAACUCAAGAAAGAGCACAGCUCAAACACAGAAGCGAGCCGGCGAUCGAGUCUGAUUCAUUCGCCUCUUUCCGAAGUCACCUCUGUCGCCCCCACGGCUAUUGAUACUCCCCUCAAUGUUGAGGAACCCUCCAUCUAUGCGGACCCGACCGAGGUACUCAUGCCCAUCCAAACUAUUCCAGACAACGUAUCCCCGAGCUCUCUGUAUCCGCCGCUCGGCGACGAGACUCUGAUGCAUGCGGCUUCUCUGGGCCAAAUACCUGUCAUGAGCAAAUCGCACGAUCCCAGCUCUGGAGUUGGUGGUUUUAUGAACGCCAUGCCGCCUCUCAUUCGCGGACUUUCAGACCUCGACACUCUUGCACAGGCUGCGGAAAGUUUUGAUGCGUCCUUCUACCCGCCUGGCCUAUAUCCUCCACCGUCACAAACACCGUGA